Messenger RNA from Corapipo altera (White-ruffed manakin), 4046 nucleotides. It is a transcript of the gene AP3B1, whose product is annotated as adaptor related protein complex 3 subunit beta 1. The transcript is spliced from 27 exons. Bases 90 to 3446 code for a protein of 1118 amino acids. NCBI's taxonomy places the organism in Eukaryota, Metazoa, Chordata, Aves, Passeriformes, Pipridae. The record is from RefSeq and is a predicted model, not a curated record. Gene Ontology annotation, biological process: intracellular protein transport; anterograde synaptic vesicle transport; vesicle-mediated transport. Gene Ontology annotation, cellular component: clathrin adaptor complex; membrane coat; AP-3 adaptor complex.
UCUUGGAAGGCAAGCUUGAUUGAGCACACUGAUUUUUGUGUGUGUGGUUUUUUGUUGUUUUUUUUUUUUUUAAUACUGCCCUUAAAAGAAUGGAACAAAAUUCCACGAUGUUGGGUAAAAUAGUUGAGGUGUCUUGCACUAUUAAAUCUGCUCUUAAGGGGCGAAACUUUGAGGUUACACUGAAACCGUAUCUAACUGUAGAAGAGAAAAGGCUUGCUGCUGCUGCUGAUCCAUGUGGAUGUAUGGAGCAAUAUUUUACUCUAAAUGAAGACCUAAAACAAAUGUUGGAAAGCAGUAAAGAUUCUGCAAAGCUGGAUGCUAUGAAGAGGAUUGUUGGGAUGAUUGCAAAGGGAAAAAAUGCUUCUGAGCUGUUUCCUGCUGUUGUGAAGAAUGUUGCCAGUAAAAAUAUUGAGAUAAAAAAGCUUGUAUAUGUUUAUCUGAUGCGCUACGCAGAGGAGCAGCAAGAUCUAGCAUUAUUGUCCAUCAGUACUUUUCAACGUGCUUUAAAAGAUCCUAAUCAAUUAAUCCGUGCAAGUGCUUUAAGAGUUUUAUCCAGUAUCCGGGUCCCAAUUAUUGUUCCUAUUAUGAUGCUUGCUAUUAAGGAAGCCUCAUCUGAUUUAUCUCCUUAUGUGAGAAAGAAUGCAGCCCAUGCAAUCCAAAAACUGUAUAGUCUUGAUCCAGAGCAAAAGGAAAUGUUAAUUGAAGUGAUAGAAAAGCUUUUGAAGGAUAGAAGUACGCUGGUAGCUGGGAGCGUUGUGAUGGCAUUUGAGGAAGUGUGUCCAGAUAGAAUAGAUCUGAUUCACAAGAACUACCGAAAGCUCUGCAACUUGUUGGUUGAUGUGGAAGAGUGGGGUCAAGUUGUUAUAAUUCACAUGUUAACUCGAUAUGCACGUACGCAGUUUGUAAGCCCAUGGAAGGCUGAUGAGGUGGUGGAUGAAUAUAAUGAGAAUAAUUUUUAUGAAUCUGAUGAAGAACAGAAGGAGAAGGAUCAGAAAUUGAAAAGCACCUAUACCAUGGACCCAGAUCACAGACUGCUGUUACGAAAUACAAAGCCCUUGCUUCAAAGCCGAAAUGCUGCUGUGGUAAUGGCAGUUGCACAACUUUACUGGCAUUUGGCACCAAAAUCAGAAGCUGGUAUUGUUUCUAAGUCAUUGGUGCGUUUACUCCGUAGUAAUAGGGAGGUGCAGUAUAUUGUUCUGCAAAAUAUUGCCACUAUGUCAAUUCAGAGAAAGGGUAUGUUUGAACCUUUUCUGAAGAGUUUCUAUGUUAGAUCAACUGAUCCAACUAUGAUCAAAAUACUGAAGCUUGAAAUCUUGACAAAUUUAGCAAACGAAGCCAACAUAUCAACUCUGCUUCGAGAAUUUCAGACUUACGUGAAAAGCCAAGAUAAACAGUUUGCUGCAGCUACAAUUCAGGCUAUAGGCAGAUGCGCAACUAACAUCACCGAAGUGACUGACACAUGCCUCAAUGGCCUUGUAUGUUUGCUGUCCAACAGGGAUGAAAUUGUAGUUGCUGAAAGUGUUGUUGUCAUUAAGAAACUGCUGCAAACCCAACCAGCACACCAUAGUGAAAUUAUUAAGCACAUGGCCAAACUCUUGGAUAACAUUACAGUUCCAGUAGCCAGAGCCAGCAUUCUGUGGCUCAUUGGCGAGUACUGUGAGCGGGUUCCGAAGAUUGCACCUGAUGUUUUGAGAAAGACAGCCAAGAGUUUCACUAAUGAAGACGACCUUGUGAAGUUGCAGAUCUUAAACUUGGGUGCAAAACUGUAUUUAACAAACUCAAAACAGACAAAAUUGCUUACCCAGUAUGUAUUAAAUCUCGGCAAGUAUGAUCAAAGCUACGACAUCAGAGACCGUACAAGAUUUAUUAGGCAGCUUAUUGUUCCGAAUGAGAAGAGUGGAGCUUUAAGCAAAUACGCCAAAAAAAUAUUUCUGGCGCAGAAACCUGCCCCAUUGCUUGAAUCUCCUUUUAAAGAUCGGGAUCAUUUCCAGCUUGGCACCUUGUCUCACACACUGAACAGCCAAGCCAUUGGCUACCUGGAACUGUCUGACUGGCCAGAGGUGGCGCCUGACACUUCUGUCCGAAAUGUCGACGUGGUCGAGUCGGCAAAGGAAUGGACUGGAAUUCUAGGUAAGCCAAAGAAGGAGAAACCUACUGAAAAGUUCUACUCUGAAUCAGAAGAGGAAGAAGAUGAGUCUACCAGUACGAGUUCAUCAGGGAGUGAGUCUGACAGUGAAAGCGAGAAGGAAGAUAAAGAGGAAGACAGUACUGAUGAGACUAGUGGGAGUUCCUCUCCCAGUGAAGAAUCAACUGACAGUGAUUCAGACAGCAAAGAAAGUACAGCAAAGAAAACAUCUAGAGCUGCCGAUGAAAGUGAUUCAGAAGAUAUUAAAAAGAAGGCAGAGGGAAUCUCCAAGAAGAGAAGCACAUCCAGUUCCUCUGAUACAGAGUCCUCUUCAUCAGAAGAAAGUUCUUCAGGCUCCAAAUCAGAAUCAGACUCUAAAAGUGACUCUGAGUCUGGAAAACCUAGAAGUGCUACCUCUAGUAAGGUUAGGAAGAAAGAAGAAAAAACAGUACAAGACAGAAAAACUCCAAAUAAACAAGACGUGUUUCUCUUAGAUUUAGAUGACUUCUGUCCUGUGACAACUCCUGUGACAGUUCCUACAGCAGCUGUUUUAUCCCCGAGUUUAACAGCAGACUUAGAGGGAUUAAGUCUGUCAAGUUCAUCUGUCAUUGAUGUCACUUCUCAAGUCUCUGUGCCAACAAAAACAUAUGAACUGCUUCAUCGAAUGAGUGGAAAAGGAUUAGCAGCUCAUUAUCACUUCUCAAGACAACCAGGCCUUUUUGGUGAUCAUAUGGUACCUGUGCAAGUGACAGUAACAAAUACAACCGAUCAGAAGAUAGAGAAUAUUCACAUUGAGGGGAAGAAAUUACCUCCAGGCAUGAGGAUGCAUGAGUUUAAUCCAAUAGAGUGCCUUGAGCCUGGAGGAUCCACUACCGUUACAAUGGGUAUUGACUUCUGUGAUUCUACUCAGACAGCCAGUUUCCAGUUAUGCACAAAGGAUGAUCAUUUCAAUGUUAGCAUUCAACCCCCUGUUGGAGAACUACUCUUGCCUGUCACUAUGUCAGAGAAAGACUUUAAGAAGGAGCAAGGAAUGCUGACAGGAAUGAAUGAGACAUCUGCUACAAUAGCUGUUGCUCCACAGAACUCUACUAGACUUGUAAUAAUUGAGAGGAUAAUGAAAGCAGCAAAUCUGGGUGUAGUCUCUUCUGGUCAAGAUAACAUACACAGGUUUGCAGCUAAGACUGUGCACAGUGGGUCACUGAUGCUAGUCACAGUGGAACUGAAGGAGAGCUCUACAGCACAGCUCGUCAUAAACACCGAGAAAACUGUGAUUGGUUCUGUUCUGCUGCGGGAGCUGAAGCUUGUCCUGUCCCAGGGGUAACCUGCUUACAUCUGGACUUCAGAAUCUGGCACAGAACAAAAGUGCCUGGCAUCCACUACUGCUGCCUUUCAUUUAUAAUAAUAGCCCUUCCAUCUGGCAGUGGGGGAAGAAUACACUCUUGACAUUCUUGUCUUCUGCUUUAGAAUGCUAGUGUGUAUCUAUCAUGUAUGCAAGUCCUUUCUUUUUUUUUUGCUUGCUAACCAAAGAACAUGUAUUUUACUGUCUGUUAUCUGUGCUUUUAAAGGUAUUUCCCAUUUGUUCUACUCUAGUUCUUCCCUCUCUGUUCCCUUCCCCCACUACCUUUCUUCCCCAUCAGUGCCCCCCACUCCCCCCAAAGUGCACAAAUAUUAGAUAAUAAAGUUCAAGGGAAAUCACACGGCUUGAAAACUGAGUUCAAAUGGCAGGUAGGUUCCAGCAACAAGUUUGUGGUUCAGAGAAGUUUUGUUACAUAAAUGUAAAAAUUCAGUAAGAACAGUAAAAUGGUGUUUUCUUUCUAGAAAUGCUUGUAAACCUGAACUCCUCUAUUAAGAACACUGUUCCUGCUUACUGUCUGUUUCUCAAAUAUUUUGUUAAGAUGCCAAUAAAGUAGUGCUAUGAGCA